Messenger RNA from Aspergillus terreus NIH2624, 2481 nucleotides. Its product is annotated as putative intracellular protein transport protein (Sat1). Gene Ontology annotation, biological process: retrograde transport, endosome to Golgi. The coding region runs from base 1 to 2481 and encodes 826 amino acids. Lineage: Eukaryota; Fungi; Ascomycota; Eurotiomycetes; Eurotiales; Aspergillaceae. The transcript has 3 exons. The record is from RefSeq and is a predicted model, not a curated record. Gene Ontology annotation, cellular component: Golgi membrane; Ric1-Rgp1 guanyl-nucleotide exchange factor complex.
AUGCCCUCGGAUAUCCAGGUUUUUGUGAAAUGGAAAGACCAGACAAUAUUUGCGGGGGAGGAUGUGGAAUGCACCAUCACCUUUAAGAACGUUGCGGAGCAAACCGCGGAGACCAACAAUGGCGGGCAGCUCCCGCAUCAACGCAAACAGUCGCGAACUGGGAACACCAGUCCUAAAUCAGAAUCCCUUUUCUCCCUAAGAUCUCCCCAAAGCCUCUUUUUCAAUUCUCAUCGCCGAUCCUACCCUACACUUGCGAAACGGUCCCCAGCUCACAGGAUCUCCUCAUCCGUGAGCUCCCCGUUAAUCGGCUCCCACAGCUUCCCGCCCCCCUCUACGCCUCGAAGUGGCCCUCCGGCUGGCCACAAACACAAGCGAUCGGUGUCCAUUCUUUCAAUUGAUAGCGACCUCCCGACUGAUAUUACUCCGAGAUCGUCCUCGCAAUUUAGUCGGUCGAAGCCGGUCAGGGGUCAUGGGCGGUCCGCAAGUCUGCAAGUCCCCCCAAGGAGACAUGAAGGAUAUGAGGAACCCUUUGGAAAAGGGCGCACCCCAUCUCGUGGCUACCCCCCCGAGUCCCCUAUAGCUCCGUCUUCCAAUGGCCUCAGACUUGAUAUGGAGGGUAUGUCUCGGGGUAGUCGCCCUGGAUCGGCAGCCCACAGUCCUAUUAGGCCGAUGGAGUCUCCGCGUGCUGCACGCAGACCUGCUUUGCCUCCGAUUGACUUCAAGUUCCCCGCGUCUCCUACAACAGAAUCUAGCACUUACCGUCCAAGCACAUCACCACUGUUGGCCGACGGGAAUGGCGGUGCUGCAGUCUCAUCGAAGCUGAACGAUAGAGACCCUUCCUCCUUAGCGCCUGCUCAAGUACCCCAGCUUACGAAGAUCAUGUCUACAUCAAGCCUGAGCGGAAGCCAUAAAAGUAGUGGGGAGUUUUACUCUGUCGGCAAUGGUUCCUCCGAAACCCUGCAAUCGGAGUACACCAAUUACUCUAUUCCUGUUCCGCGAUCAAACGCGGCCCGUCACUCGCGACACAUGUCCAGCCUAGAGCCCUCAGGUCGUUCCAUCAACAGCCAGGCUCUCCUGAUGGGCUAUGCUCAAAUCAGCGCGUCUUUCACCGUCGAUGGCUCACUGAUAAAUCAGUCUGCUUUCGAAGACGUCAAACGGAAAGGCGUCGUUGGUGGCCAGGGGAGCAUGGGCACGCCCAACGGGAACCCUGCAUCAAGAAAUGAAAAGAGUCGGAAAGGUGGCGGCUUCUGGGGCGCUUUCAAGUGGAACGCAAUUGAGGAAUCCUUGAGUGGUUUUCUCUCUAAUAACGACCUUGAUGGUCUCCGAGAAAUGCGAGGGGUUUCCUCGUCGAGGUCGAUCCCUCUGUUGUCGACACCCCAGUCGCUUCUGUUUGUCGAUCUGCGGCUGGCGCCGGGCGAGGAACAAUCUUAUUCUUUUUCUUUCACCUUACCCAGUGGGCUUCCGGCAAGCCAUAAAGGGAAGGCGAUCAAAAUCUCGUAUAAUUUGGUCAUUGGCACCCAGCGUCCCAGCAGUGUUAAUGAACCUCAGCGAGUCAACCGCAUUAGUAUACCAUUCCGGGUAUUUAGUGGUGUAAAUGGGCAAGGGGAAAUCCUCGGCCAUAACCUCAUGAACCCUUAUGUGCUUCUACGUGACGAAGCGCGAGUUCAAAAAGUUGGAUCUUCCCUCCCUCCUUCGUCGAAACCGAAGAGUAUCAGUGUGCCGACAUGGACGUCCGCACCAGAGUUUUUGUCAUACGUGGACGAGCUUCUUGAGAAGCAUUCGCGCAGCGCUCUAUUGCAGCCCCCAGACGUUCUUACGGACAAGCAGCCGAGCCAUGACGUAUCCACGGGACCGCUAACCUGCAAAGACGCGAUUGACCUGGCAAUUCUCCGAAGCAAUCAGGCGCCGAAUGCUUCUCACAGUCCCAAUCGAUUUGAGAUUGCCCGCAAUGGUCGCCGUAUUGCCGUCGUCGUGCUAAAUCGACCAGCCCAUCGACUGGGCGAGACCAUCAUUGCUACAGUGGAUUUCACCGAUACCGCGCUUCCUUGUUACGCAAUCCGCGCCACCUUGGAGACGUCGGAGAGAGUCGCCGGCUCGUUAGCAGUGCGAUCCGGCGCCAGCAUUCGCCGCGCAACACGCCGGGUCCAUGCAUCGUUCUUUGAGAAUACGCUUUAUUCGACGCGGGUGGUAUUUAGCCCAGCGGUGCCGAUUUCGGCGACCCCUACGAUCCUGACCAAUGGCGUCAAUCACGAGUGGGAGCUGCGCUUUGAGUUUGUGACUCCCACAGUGUAUUAUGAGACAGGAACGGGGCCUUCGGGUGCUCAGCUGUUGGAAGCUGUGCAUGAGGAUGAUCGGGGCCAGAUUCUGACGGCCCUGGAGAAUCUUGGAUGUGAGUCGUUUGAGAUAUCGAUCCCGAUCACGGUCUACGGGGAAACCGUCCGGGAGAGGGUUCCGGAGGAGGACGAAGGAUACUCUAUAUAG